AUGAGCACCAGAACCGGCUCGCACCAGCUGAGCAACGGCCUCAUGGUAUCGGGCCGUCCCGAGCAGCAGCCGAAGGAGCGGCAGCCUGUAAUGGCCUCACGCGCCGUCCCGUACACCGGCGGCGACAUCAAGAAGUCAGGAGAGCUCGGCAGAAUGUACGGAGUCGACGUAUCCGGAGGGGACCACCACCACCCGCCGACUGUAGGUCCGCCUAAGCUGCCGUCCCGACCGCCGUCGGCGUCUCUGCACAACAGCGGAUCUGUCAGAUCCGGAUCGAAUUCCGGCCAGAUGGGCCCGAGGACCACGAACUCCGGGCCGAUGAGCAAGAAGUCAUCCUCCUCUUCCUUUUCCGGCCCGAUGACGCCGAUUCAGCCAACCGGCCUCAUUACCUCGGGACCGCUGUCGACCAGCUCGAAUCGGAGGUCCGGUCAGCUGGAAGCGCCGUCCGCUCCCAGCUCAUUCAACAAGGCUACCUACGGCUCGGCUGUUACGAGCCUGGGUGAGGAGGUGAAACUAGGGUUUAGGGUUUCGAGGGUGGCAAUGUGGGUGUUUUUGGUGGUGGUGGUGAUGGGGGUGGUGGUGGGUGCGUUUCUCAUGGCGGCGGUGAAGAAGCCAGUGGUCUUGGUGGCGGUUGUGGCGGUGUUAGUCCCUGCUGUAGUGAUUCUACUAUGGAACUACGCGUAUAAAAAACGAGGCAUUCGGGGUUUCUUGAAAAAUUAUCCUGAUGCUGAGCUGAGGGGCGCCAUUGACGGGCAGUUCGUCAAGGUCACGGGGGUCGUCACCUGUGGCAGCAUACCGCUUGAAACCUCUUUCCAGAGAAUACCAAGAUGUGUGUAUGUUUCCACAGAACUUUAUGAAUACAGGGGCUGUGGUGGAAAACCAUCAAAUGCUAAACAAAGAUUCUUCUCUUGGGGAUGCACACAUUCAGAGAAGUAUGCUGCAGAUUUUUACAUAUCAGACUUUCAGUCUGGUUUGAGAGCUCUAGUGAAGGCGGGCUAUGGUGCCAAGGUUGCCCCAUUUGUCGAGUCAACUGUUGUUGUUGAUGUCUCAAAGGAUCACAUAAACCCUUCUCCAAACUUUCUACGCUGGCUUUCUGAUCGAGGCUUAUCGGGUGACGACCAUGUAAUGCGGCUUAAAGAAGGCUAUAUAAAAGAAGGAAGUACUGUGAGUGUAAUGGGUGUGGUUAGGCGGCAUGAUAAUGUCCUCAUGGUUGUGCCACCCACUGAGCCCAUCUCGACUGGGUGCCGUUUGCCCUGUUGCCUUCUCCCCACAUACGUCGAGGGUCUUAUUUUGACGUGUAACGAAAAUCAAAAUGAAGAAGUGAUUCCUGUAUAA
Striga hermonthica is the source of this 1335-nucleotide messenger RNA. The record is from the annotation of a GenBank genome assembly. NCBI's taxonomy places the organism in Eukaryota, Viridiplantae, Streptophyta, Magnoliopsida, Lamiales, Orobanchaceae.